This is a messenger RNA of Aspergillus bombycis, 675 nucleotides long. RefSeq names its product putative membrane protein. Gene Ontology annotation, molecular function: 3-hydroxyacyl-CoA dehydratase activity. Gene Ontology annotation, biological process: very long-chain fatty acid biosynthetic process; fatty acid elongation; sphingolipid biosynthetic process. The transcript has 3 exons. Bases 1 to 675 code for a protein of 224 amino acids. NCBI's taxonomy places the organism in Eukaryota, Fungi, Ascomycota, Eurotiomycetes, Eurotiales, Aspergillaceae. The record is from RefSeq and is a predicted model, not a curated record. Gene Ontology annotation, cellular component: endoplasmic reticulum membrane.
AUGUCGCCUACGCAAGAACACCUCUCCCCAAAAAGAGCCUACCUCCUCUUCUACAAUGCCAUAUCCAUAAUCCUCUGGCUCCGCAUCCUCCUCACCGUCCUCACAACCCACGACCCUGCAUCAACAUACACAACUCUCGAGCCCUGGACGCGAUGGACGCAGACCCUAGCAGUCGCAGAGAUCUUCCACUCCGCGGCCGGUAAGACCAGAUCCCGUCUCACCCCCCUAUAUCAUGUACAUAGUACUAACCCCCGGGGUGAAGGAAUCACCCGAAGCCCCGUCUUCACAACCUUCACGCAAGUCUUCGGCCGCAGCGUACAGGUCUGGGCCAUUAACUAUGCCUUCCCGGCCGUGACUGCCCCAUCGUGGGCCUACCCAGCGAUGUUACUCGCCUGGUCUGCGGCAGAUACCGUCAGAUACCUAUAUUUCGUCGUAAUGCUUGCCGGGCUACCGAUACCCGCUGCGUUGAAAUGGCUAAGAUACUCGCUCUUCUUCGUACUAUAUCCGAUUGGAAUCAGCAGCGAAUGGUGGCUAAUGUAUCAUGCUGCCAAUGCCACGUCUAGUCUUUUCGUGGCUGGCAUCUUCUACUUCUUUCUCGUGCUUUAUGUGCCUGGAACGCCUAUGAUGUAUAAAUAUAUGGUUAGCCAGCGGCGCAAGACCUUGGCUCGGUCGUAG